AUGUCUCUCCUUCACAAUGAAGACUUCACAAUUUGGCAAUUACGCUCGUCCUAUCUUUCAACAAUCAAAGAUGGGAUCGGAGAUCGCCUCAUCAAUGUCAAUGACUCCGUCCUAAACACACCUGGCUUCCGCGCGGCGGGCUGGUCAACUGCCUCCGCGUUCCCGAACACGCAUAGCUCGUCCCACUUGAAGCGCACAUAUUCCCCGCCGAUCCCAACUACCGCGAAUGUUUCCUCAGAGUAUUAUAAACUGGCAGAGCGCAAUGCGAAAUCCUCAAGAGAAGAUAUGCAAGGCCUCGGUCUGGAGGAUGGCGAGGACGAUGGCGGCAUGGUAACAGGCAAGAGCCACACGGAUAUGACUGCACGGCGGCAUCAUGCGCGCCACGGGAAGAAGAAAAGUCGUCGUGAACAGCAGCAGGAGGUACACAGGCAAGCGGUUGCAGAGGAGGAGGACAGCAGUGACUUGAGUGACGACAGCGACGACGACGGAGACAAUGUCGGCAGUGCUGUUGAUCAGAUCAAAUUCCACAAGAUGCCCAUCCGUCGAGACCGAGAUGAUUCCUCCCCGAGGCGCUCUGAGGACCACCGCGAGAGGCCGGAGGUCAUGAUUACAUCUGCCUCAACCCAAAACGUCUCAAAUCAGUAUCAUUCAAUACCGCUAAGACCACGCCGAGACACCACUACUAGCAGCGACCUAUCAACGGACAAUGAAACCGAUCACCGAGGCUAUAAGAGCCAAGUCCAGUUUUCAGGCAGUGAUCACAUUGUUGAUCAUCCUCGCAGGCGACGUGAACGGACUGGAAGUCGCGGCGCAGAGAGUCUGGCCCUCGGGGAACUCCAUGAGGAAGAUGAAGAUGACUCUGGCGCCGAGUCAGUUGUGUCUGCAGUCUCAUCGGACUUCGACAACACUGCUGGAACUGGAUCUUUGCUUUUAGCAGGUGUUGCCGGCGGAUUGAACCUGUCUUCGCCCAUGGUAAUGAUGAACAAAUUACCUCCAGGCACGGGCCCGCAGAACAGUUCACCUCGCAAGAGUCGUACCCCGGCACCUACGCUCCAGGAUCUUCCUCCACCACGACCUAUUAGCAUGGUACAACCAGUCAGUCUGCUGAGCAGCCAACUGAAGGCGCGCAAGCGCGCCCCAAGCAAUCCGGUGGAUAAGUUUGUGGUGCUUUCUGGGCGAGGCCAAGAAGAUGCCUUGUACUUGAAGAUCUACGCUCCCUUCUCCAGUGACCCUGAAGAUCCCUUGGAUCUACCAGUGACACGCGAGUCUAAGCUUGCAGAGCAGCCUGCACCAGUCACCGUGGCUGAGACUAUUGGCCUGGCCCUAUGGAAAUACUCGGCGGACUCCCGGGGCCCAGCACUAGGUCGUGAAAAACUGACUGUGAAUCGAUGGACUUUACGAAUGGUUGACGAUGGCGAAGUUGAAUAUGAUUUCCCGGCACUCGGACGGACUCUUCCUAUGACGGAUUUCACCUCAAAUAACAACCAACCCCCGAAGGCUCGUCAACGGACCAGAGGCAAGCCUUACGAUGAAUUUGCUUUGGUCGAAGCAUCAAAGACAGAAUUUGAGGAGAACGAAAAGUUAUACCCACAAUUCAGCUCAAGUAUCGGAUCAGAAGAGACCGAUCAACCCGCCAGUUUGAGUACCCCAGGGGCCACUCCCCAACCCGCUUCGCAGACCAAGGCGCCUCCUAUGGCACCAGCUCGGUCGAAUCCCAUCCUGGGUCAACCAUUCUCGUCAGCACUCAAUCAUAGUACCCUCACACCUGCCGAUCGACCUGCGGUUCCCACCUCACACGCAACCCCUCGUCUUGGGGUUGCUAAAACCCUGAAGAUCCGCUUCGUCAACACCGAGGCCUCUGCACAUGUCAUGACCAUCAACACAUCUACCGACAGCUAUAUCGCCGAAAUUCUGGACUCCGUGUGCAAAAGAUGGGGCCAGGACAAGGGCAACUACCUUCUCAAAGUCAUGGGAUCCAAUACGAUUGCCCCCCUUGACCGCACCGUGGAGGCUCUGGGCAGCAUUACAGAGCUUGAUCUAGUCCGUCGGCGAUUUGGCGGGGGUCCCCUCGCUCUUGGAACAUCACCCGGGAGCUCAUCACCAAACGCACCUCUCAUGGUGGAAAGCAGGGAGCCUGCAACCUCGAAGAAAGCUAAGAAGGAGGCCAAGAAGGGUGCGCAACAUAUGCUACCUUCCGCCUCUCAGAAGCAAGACCAUCUGGGCGGAUACUAUCGCCGGUACCACGUGUUCCGCAAACAACCUAUGUCUUUCACAGCGUCCAAUCAUCGCAUUCUCACCUUUGAAAAUGACUACAUGCAUAUUGUGCCUGGUGAUACCGGUAAAACCGUAUCUGGUGGUAAGACACGGUCGAUCAGCUUCAGCGACGUGAUCGGAUCCAAGGUCAGCCGCCGACACCCCAAGAGCUUCCGCGUCAUGAUCGUCCGUGGGAACGACGCGACAGAGCAAAAGCGCUAUGACUUUGAAGCGCGGACCACUGGCGAGGCUGAAGAGAUUGUCAGUGAGAUCAAGAAGAAUAUGGCACAUUACCGCAUUUGA
Molecule: messenger RNA, 2556 nt
Organism: Penicillium olsonii
Lineage: Eukaryota; Fungi; Ascomycota; Eurotiomycetes; Eurotiales; Aspergillaceae
Source: the annotation of a GenBank genome assembly